ACCUAAUGAUCGAGAUAUCUCAUCUCUCUCAUGUCACUGAACAGCAGAUUUUUUUAUCCAUAAACAAGCCAAUGAUGCCAUACGCAGAGGCGCAAAGCUCUUAACAUAUAAUGCCAAAAUAGGUACAGUAUCAUAAAUGGAAGCCCCACAAAAAUGACCUAAGCUGCUCUCCAUCUGAGAGAUUCUAGCUCAAUCUCCACAUUUUAUAGCCAUCAAUGGCUAGACCCAGAAACCCAAAAAACCCAAUGAAGGAAAUCCAACAAGACCAGAACAAAAAGGUCCAAAAAUUGGAGAUAACAGGUUCCUGGAAGGCAAUGAGAGGAUUUUUCACCUCUAAAUACCUCCAACCUCAGCAACAGCAGAAGCAAGAGAAGCAGAAGCCAGAGAAGCAAAACAAAGAGCAGAAGCAGCACCGGCAAGAACAAGGUACAGAGGAAGGUAACAAGAAAUGCAAGAAAAUGAAGUGUUCAGGGUCAUUAUGCAGCAAUACCAAGGUCAUGCACAGGCCUGAAUCAUCCCCUGAAGUCCAGAGGAAGAGGGCUUCUUCUAUGGGUUCAAACAAUGAAUCCUCUAGCAGGUCCAUGAAAACUCCUUUACAUGAACUCAAUGGGGUUGUUUCUUCAACAAAUUCUUCGCUCUCUGUAUCUUCUAAUUCCUCCAUUGGAGGGUCUUUUAGAGGAAUGCCAUUCAGAAGAUUCUCUGGCUGUUAUGAGUGUAGAAUGGUGGUUGAUCCUGUUCUUGGAUUCACUAGAGACCCUUCUCUGAGGACCACCAUUUGUUCUUGUCCUGACUGUGGUGAGAUCUUCAUGAAACCUGAAAAUCUGGAACUUCAUCAAACUGUUAGACAUGGAGUUUCUGAACUGGGACCAGAGGACACAAGCAGGAACAUAGUGGAAAUCAUAUUCCAAUCAAGCUGGCUAAAGAAACAAAUCCCAGUUUGCAAAAUAGAUCGAAUCCUCAAAGUCCAGAACACACAAAGAACCAUCUCCAGAUUCGAAGAAUACCGAGAUUCCAUCAAAGCAAAGGCCAACAAACAUUCAAAGAAACACCCAAGAUGUAUAGCUGAUGGCAAUGAACUCCUCAGGUUCCACUGCACCACCUUCACAUGCUCACUAGGGCUAAAUGGUUCAUCUAACUUGUGCAAUUCAAUCCCAAACUGCAACGUUUGUAGCAUUAUCAAGAAUGGGUUCAAGAUCCCUGAAGGGUCCACCGGUGAAGGUGCCAAUGUGAAUGGAAUUUUAACCACCGCGACAAGCGGCAAGGCCGACGACAAGGCUGAAGCAGAGGAUGGUAAUGACAAGAGGGCAAUGCUGGUCUGCAGGGUGAUUGCAGGGAGGGUAAAGAAGGGCAUGGAAGGAAGCAUGGAUGAGUAUGACUCAUUGGCUGGUGCUGAGGGUUUAUACUCUAAUUUGGAUGAGUUGUAUGUGUUUAAUCCUAAAGCUAUUUUGCCUUGUUUUGUUGUUGUCUAUUAGUGAUUGCUUUUGAUCAAUUCUACACUUUCUCAUUUGAUCUAUUAUCCUGUAAGAAAAUUUCUGCA
Messenger RNA from Tripterygium wilfordii, 1537 nucleotides. RefSeq lists its product as uncharacterized. The transcript has 2 exons. Lineage: Eukaryota; Viridiplantae; Streptophyta; Magnoliopsida; Celastrales; Celastraceae. The record is from RefSeq and is a predicted model, not a curated record. The coding region runs from base 216 to 1472 and encodes 418 amino acids.